This is a messenger RNA of Porites lobata, 3746 nucleotides long. The record is from the annotation of a GenBank genome assembly. Lineage: Eukaryota; Metazoa; Cnidaria; Anthozoa; Scleractinia; Poritidae.
AUGAAUCCUGAUCGAAGAGCUUUAUCUUCUCGGUCACCCGCAACAAGGUAUGAAGUCCUCCUGGUCGAGGACACGCCAAAGAAAGGGCUAAGUGAAGAGCGAAUGACCACUUGCUUUCAUGUUUUUGAUGAAGUGAUUCCUUGUUUGGGAGUUUAUAAAAAUGUUUUGAAGAUGCUGCGAGAUGAGCUUUACGACGCGGUGUACAGCAAUGAAUAUACAACAGUGCCACCGAAUAAAGGGAGGAGUAAGACUUCAUACAUCCAACGUAUUCCGUAUUUCGUACUUGUCAAUCGUGUGUUUGAGGAACGCGACAAAAACGCAGACCAGUUGCAAGCAAACAUUACCGCCCUAGAAAACAAACUCAACGACAAAGACAAACAGCUCGAGGAAUGUAAUCAGAACAUCGACCAACUUAAAAAAUCGCUCAAAGAAAGCAGCGAUAAAAUUUACAACAUGGAAAUAGAAAUGGAAAACAACAACUUGGAGCAAAGGAAACUUGAAGCCAAUAUACAAUAUGAACAAAUGAUGCAGCAGGCCGCUAAAGACAGGUCAGAGAUAUAGUGAAACCUGAAUUUAUUACCAUUAUUAUCAUUACUAUAUUCAUAAUAAUUAUUAUUCCCGGGGGUGGGGGGUUCUCCUGGCAAUUCUUGGCAAGGGUGUACCACCUGCUCCUGGGACCUGGUUCUCCAAGGGCUGUUGCAUUUUAGUAAAAUCCAACUAGUGGUGUAUUAUCAAUGCUGCAUUCGGAUUGGUUGAGCUGCUACUAGGCUAUAUGAUAUAGCCUACUAGUAGCGAAAAACGCGCGCUUUUUGGCGGCAAAAAAGGAUUAAUGUCUAGCUUUAACUAGCUAAAAUUUUUUAUUCUCGAUAUUUUUUACCAAUAGCCCUCAUGGGCUAUUGACUCAGAGCCCAUUUGGGCUCGAGUAGAGGAAUAAUUGUUAAUAAUAUCCAUACUCCCCGCCCCUCCCCCCUGAGGACUUACCUAUUCUUCUUACCCCUGAAGAUUGGCAAAAAUUGCAUUCACCCGUGUAGACUUCCAUAAAAUAUGAGUUUACCCCUGAAGAAUGUGGGUUUACCUGUAAAGAAUUUUGUGAAAAUUAAAGCUUCACCCCAAAGAAUUCAUAUUUUUUUCACUCUACUCCUAAAGAAGUCCUCAAUUUUUAUAUCUUACCCAUGGAGAAUUCCAUGGUUCCUCAACUGGGGGGUGCAGAUAUUAAAUACAAUAGCCCCAAGUCCUUGGACCCGUCCUCUAAAACCCAUACCCAUUUUCAGACCUGGCCUCAGUUUUUUGAAAGUUGGGUAAUGCUAUCCACUGGUUAAAUCUCUUUCCAGUAGAUAGUGUAAUAUACCCAACCAGCCAACCAGUUCAUGGCAAAAAAAUACUCUGACUGAUGUUUAACCUGGAUCAGGAAUUUCUUUCCUUUUUAAAAACAGCUCAGCAAAUCACAUGAAGCAAAUAAAACCACAACAUUAAAAACAAACUUUAAUGCAUCCGUCAGUCACCCUAACUAGGUAACCUAAAUGUAUGCAAAUUUGAGAUUCUAUGGAAGAAAUGUUGCUCUAGACUUCAGAAGUAAUUCUGAUCGCUUUAUUGCAACAACAUUGUUCAUGACCAAAAAUGACUACACUUAUCAGACAAUUACAGUGAAUAACUGGUAAGGGUGGCUGCUAGGAGCAAUGUAUCCAGCGCUACCAAGUUUGAGAUUCAAUAUUAAAACAUAAUGGUAUAUUAUUUAAAUUUGUUUCACUAGAUAUGAGAAGCGCAUUUCCAGCCUUAAAGAGGAACUCACUCAUGUCAAGGAAAGGAACAAGUUUCUUGAGAAGUUUAAAGAGGGAUAUGAUGCUUUAGAAGAGGCUUUCAAUGACUCGAAAGUGUUUGAGAAAAAACCACAGAAACCAGCUGUGUUAACAAGAAGGGCACAGAUAAUUCAAGACAUUGCUUCGGCGAAGCUUUUAGAAGAGCAACUUCUUACCAUGCAAAAUGUAGUUAUUGAAGAAUAUGAGUCAUUCCUGGAAAAGAACAAGGCUCUACCCACCACUGACAUUGAUUUGAAGAGCAGCGGGUCAGGAAGUAGCUUUCGCGUUACCCCAGAUGAUGAACAUGAGCAGAGAAUGAAGCUGGAAGAGGAGCUGCAUAAAGUCAAGGAGAGGUUCAAACAAAGUAUUGCUGAUGUUAAAAAUGAAUUCCAGCUCAUUGAAAUCCACAGGUCCAGCCUUGAGGACCAGUUGGCCCAGCUUGAGGAAGAGGCAAAUGCGAUGGAAAGAGAAGCAGCUGAAAAGUCAGAGAGGAAAAGAAGUCUCUUCCACAUUGAAAGAGAAAAAGGCAAGAAACCAAGCGAGCCUGAAGAAGAAGAAGAAGAAGAAGAGAUUGAUUUUGUGAAGAUUAUGAACAGUGCACACCAUCAAGACCCAUUCAUCCCACAUGAGAAAAUCCUUAGCAAGUACUCAGCAAUGAUGUAUUACUCUUGUAACCAAGGGAAACACUAUCAUGAGUUUAAAGAUGCAAAGUUUUGUGCUAGUUGCGGCGAGACUACUCUAAUCUGUCCGCACAAGAUUACCGAUCACAAGGUUGUAUCACUACCCCACAACUGCACUCAUAUUAAAAUCAUCAGACCAACAGUGCACAUUUCACUGGAAGAAAAGCAUCCGUUGCCUGUAGCUGAAACCCCAGAGAAUGUCCAAGCUCUUUCAGCAAGAACAGCCAGUGCACUGUCAUAUGGAGAAGAUUCCAUCCUAAAAGCCCAGCAACACCUCACCACUUCAUACAAAUUUCUUUGGGAUGAUUUCUAUUCUCGUACUUCCACUAAUCGGCAGAUUCCCCGGGUGCUGCCCGAGAAUCUUGUAUCAUCAGUUAUUGAACAGUUUUACUCUUACCUGAUCUGGCAAGAUGAUUAUGCUGUUGAAGAUGAGCAGAUAAUUUCAGUGGUAGACACUUUGUACUCUUUCUUCCAGGAACGUUAUCUCAUUCCAGAUGUCACGUAUCUUGCUGUGUAUGACUUCUUUACAAGCAUGAUUAAAUUUGCACCAGCUAACAAGAGCAUUGAGCUUUUUGCUCAAGCAAUGUGUGGCAGCAUAGAUCCUGUUGUGAUUCGUUAUGUCUUGCUCAUGAAUGAAUUCAUAGAUUUGGUUGAAUGGGUGGCAGUCAAAGACAUCAGGACAUUUGCACAUGUUGUAUACCCCUUCAUGAAUGAAGAAGAUAUUGAGCAAUUCUCCAUGGGGUACACAUCCUUCAGUGAGAACAAGAUUUCCAAGGAACUAGUAUCAGAGUAUUUUCUUUACAUUAUUCUAAAGUACAGAGAACCUUGCUUUCAAGAAAUGGAAGUCAAGCUUCUACAGCAACCUGGACGAAGACCAGGCUUUAUGACCGACAUUGAAUAUGCUGAAGCCAUUGACAAUAUCUGUCCACUGGCUUCGGAGCGUCUGAGGAGACGACUGUUUGUUGAGUCUGUAGAACACAUGGGAAGUGCUGAUGACUCAGUAUCAGUGAUGCGAUUGGCACAAAUCACUGGUUAUCUGACACUACUACAGUUGAUGCCAGUCAUUAAGAACUCGAUAUCUCAGAAGGUUGAUGAGGCACGUCUGGCAAGUGAAGGAGGCCAGUCCUCACCUUCCGAUGUUCCGUCAGGUGCUGCUUCCAAACCUGGGAAAUUUCAGACAACAACCACUGCACGUGCAGUAGCAGCUGAAAAUGCCAAACGUGCAAGAACAAGGCAACUUAAAAGGAUUGAUGAGUAUCAGUAUGAUUAA